This is a messenger RNA of Tarenaya hassleriana, 669 nucleotides long. Its product is annotated as BTB/POZ domain-containing protein At5g17580-like. The transcript has a single exon. Lineage: Eukaryota; Viridiplantae; Streptophyta; Magnoliopsida; Brassicales; Cleomaceae. Bases 1 to 669 code for a protein of 222 amino acids. The record is from RefSeq and is a predicted model, not a curated record.
AUGAACGACCAACACGGUUCGGAUAACUUGUUGAACAAGGCAGCGGCGUUCUUGGAACGAGACUGUGAAAUCUCUUUGAGCCAAGUAGAGGAAAUUGGACUUCUUAAUGUCUUCUUGGAAUCUCUCGUCGAAAUGGCUGUGAACGAUCCAAGGCUUUUGGGUGAGCCAAUCAGAAACAACAACUGUGAGGCCGAGGAAGAAAAGGAAGGCGAUGAUUACAGGCCUAACCCGAGAAGACGACUGUUCGUUCUUGACAGGAAAUCAGAAGAUCUGAUCACUGUACCGCUUCAGUUAUACGAAUCAUUGAUUCGUGCAAUGGAUGCACAGAACGUUCCCACGGAAAAUCUCGUUUCAUCGAUCUGCAAAUACGCAAAGAGAUGGGUUUUCGAGGAAAUUUCAGGGGAUAAAAACUUUUCUUUCCCCAAGAGAGAAUGCCAUAGAAAAGCAAUUGAAGCCGUGGAGCAGCUCCUGCCUCACCAGAGAGAAGCCGUUCCUUGUACGUUCUUGUCUGAAUUGCUAAAACAGUCAAUCUUGCUAGAAGCAAGCUCUAGUUGCAGAGACGGCUUCGAGGUUAAGGUUGGGAAACAGCUAGACAUGGCUACAGCAAAAGACCUUCUGAUUAUAUCAAACGGAUACCCAAAGAGAACGAGUACGAUGCCGAGCUGGUGA